Messenger RNA from Fusarium poae, 606 nucleotides. RefSeq lists its product as uncharacterized. NCBI's taxonomy places the organism in Eukaryota, Fungi, Ascomycota, Sordariomycetes, Hypocreales, Nectriaceae. Bases 1 to 606 code for a protein of 201 amino acids. The transcript is spliced from 2 exons. The record is from RefSeq and is a predicted model, not a curated record.
AUGACAAAGUUUGAUCUUCAGCCUGACCAGGGUUCAAAUCCACGACACAUCUGGGCUCAGUGUAGUGUCGUGGAUUUGAACCCUGAGCCUGACUGGCACCCUGCGAUUCAGCUCCUGGCGCUAGGGAGACCUAGACCGCCUGGCACACAGGGAAGAGCGGCACUUGUAGACCAUAGGGCAGUGGAGUUCCAGAUGGCACGCAUUAAGGUCAUGCGGGUUCAUUUCUAUCCGAGGAGACAUAAAAACGAAGCGACGCAGAAGAGUAAAUACAAAAAGUAUACAAUAUCGUACCCAUACAGUUCAGAACCUGUCCCAGACCCUGGACACAGCCAGGAUCCUUUGCAAGCUAACAAAUCUAUCAAUAUGCCAGAGAGUAUCCAUAAUCCCAAAAACACGACAGAUCCGGGUACUGAGGCCAAGAAGACGGCCAAGAUAUAUUUCAGUUAUUUGUAUGAUGAAGUUCAGAGACUAAAAGAUGAAGAAGAUCGAGAUCGGUGGAUUCAGGAGCUGGCGGAACGAAAUGAUUUUCUGGAGAAUGAAAUACAACGAAUGGCAGAAGAGAUCAAGCGAUUGAGCCCCAAGAAAGAAAAGGAGGUCGACAAAUAG